AUGGCUGCUGACAUUCACAAGAAGAAAGGCUGGGAAGUCCCCAACGGGUCCUUGGUGCCAGCAGAUGGGCAACCCACAGAGAGGUCGGAGAGCCCCACCCCAGGGCUGGCUCAGGGCAUGGAACCAGGGGCAGGCCAGGAGGGGGCGAUGUUUGUUCACACCCGGUCCUACGAGGACCUGACGAGCCCUGAGGAUGGAGACGUCGUGUCCAGGAGCUCUGAGGAAGGGCGAGGGGACCAGGCAGACCAGACCAGCAUAGAACAGAUCAGCAAGGACUUCAGUGAGCUCAGCACACAGCUGACAGGCAUGGCGUUAGACCUGGAGGAGGAGAUGAGGCCGAGCCAGGAGGACAAGAUGGAUCUCUCGCUGCAGACGGCCCGGAGGGACUCAGCGCGGUCAGAGAAGGAGGACGAGGACGUGACCAUGGAGACCUGGCGCAUGCAUCAGAAGCAUGUGUUCGUGCUGAGCGAGGCGGGCAAGCCAGUGUAUUCCCGCCACGGCUCAGAGGAGGCGCUGUCCAGCACCAUGGGAGUGAUGAUGGCCCUAGUGUCCUUCCUGGAGGCAGAGAAGAAUGCCAUCAGGUCUAUCCAUGCAGAUGGCUACAAGGUGGUCUUUGUGCGCCGGAGCCCCCUGGUGCUGGUGGCCAUGGCCCGGACGCGGCAGUCGGAGCAGGAGAUCGCCCAUGAGCUCCUCUACAUCUACUACCAGAUCCUCAGCCUGCUCACCUGGACCCAGCUCAACCACAUCUUCCAGCAGAAGCAGAACUAUGACCUACGCAGGCUGCUGGCGGGCUCCGAGCGCAUCACUGACAACUUGCUGGACCUGAUGGCUCGGGACCCCAGCUUCCUGAUGGGUGCCGCGCGCUGCCUGCCAAUGGCAGCGGGGCUCAGGGACACCGUGAGCACCUGCCUCCAGCAGGCCAAGGCCAAAAGCCUGGUGUUCUCCAUCCUGCUGUCCAGGAACCAGCUGGUGUCUCUGGUGAGGAGAAAGGACCAGUUCCUGCAUCCCAUUGACCUGCAUUUACUCUUCAACCUCAUCAGCUCCUCCUCCUCCUUUCGUGAGGGCGAGGCCUGGACUCCUAUCUGCCUGCCCAAGUUCAACUCCAGCGGCUUCUUCCAUGCCCACAUCUCAUACCUGGAGCAGGACAUGGACCUGUGCCUGCUCCUGGUCUCCACCGACCGUGAGGACUUCUUCACUGUCUCCGACUGCAAGCGCCGCUUCCAGGAGCGCCUGUGGAAGCGUGGCGUGUCCCAUGCCCUGCAGGAGGCCCUGCGCACCCCCUUCUACAGCGUCUCCCAAGUGGGGAUCCCGGACCUCAGACACUUCAUCUACAAAUCCAAGAGCUCGGGGCUCUUCACCAGCCCUGAGAUUGAGGCUCCCUAUGUCAGCGAGGAGGAGAAGCAGAGGCUGCUGGAGCUAUACCAGUACCUUCACAGCCGUGCCCACAACUCCUCCCGCCCCCUGAAAAACAUCUACUUCACAGGACCCAGCGAAAAUCUCCUGGCUUGGGUGACCAGUGCCUUCGAGCUCUACGUAUGCUACAGCCCCCUGGGGACCAAGGCAGCCGCCGUCAGCGCUGUCAACAAGCUGAUGAAGUGGAUCCGCAGGGAAGAGGACCGACUCUUCAUCCUGACACCGCAGACCUACUGA
Messenger RNA from Emys orbicularis (European pond turtle), 1650 nucleotides. RefSeq names its product MON1 homolog A, secretory trafficking associated (gene MON1A). Bases 1 to 1650 code for a protein of 549 amino acids. Gene Ontology annotation, cellular component: Mon1-Ccz1 complex. The record is from RefSeq and is a predicted model, not a curated record. The transcript is spliced from 5 exons. Lineage: Eukaryota; Metazoa; Chordata; Testudines; Emydidae. Gene Ontology annotation, biological process: protein secretion; protein targeting to vacuole; vesicle-mediated transport.